AUGUCUUUCCUCGGCGGCGCAGAGUGCUCGACGGCGGCGAACCCGCUCAGCCAGUUCACAAAACACGUUCAGGAUGACAAGUCCCUACAGAGAGACCGCCUGGUCGGACGCGGACCUGGCGGGCUCCAGGAGGGCAUGCGAAGCCAGCAGAUGGGCGGUGGUUCGGAUGGAAUGAUGAACGAAUUCAUGCAGCAGAACGCGCAGCUCCCACAAGGUCAUGGGCCCGCGUCACCGUUCGCGAUGGAGCAUAUGCGGAGAGAGCUGGAGCGCGUGCAACACAGUGGAUCGCCGGCGUGGGCAGCAGAGUUCGACCCGGGGAUGCAGGCCUCGAACAUGGGACCGUCGAUGCAGGAGAGACCAGCAGGCUUCAGUCCCGCCGACUUUGCAAAAUUCCAGCAGGCGAAUUCCUCUGCGCGGACGGCAAGCCCUAUGAACGCCUCUCAGCCCUCAAUGAUGGGAUACCAGCCUCCGAUGUACGGCAUGGGAAUGGGCAUGAAUGGCAUGGGCAUGGGCAUGAUGCCGCAGCCAUAUGCGCCACAGAAUUUCCAGCAGCCCAUGCAAGAUUCGGGCAAGGGCAAGGGUCGCAUGGUCGAGCUCGACGACCAGGACUGGGAAGCACAUUUUGCCUCGCUAGAACAGACGGAUAAGCAGGAUCUUGAUGCGCUGGACGAGGAGGCGAACAAGCACAUAGAGGCGGAGCUGAAUGAAAUGGACAGGUCAGUUGAUCUCGAGGCCCCUGACUUCGACGACUUCGAGUCUGUCUGGAAGGGCAUCCAAGCUGAGACUGAACACGCUAGGCAACUUGCCAACGACGAGAACUUUGCCGACGGGAUGAACAUGGGCGACCUGGACCAUUGGGAGGGCUUCGACGGGUUGAACACGCACACUGUUCACAAUCCUGCUAUGGGCGAUUAUCUGUUUGAGCAGGAUAACCUGUUCAAGGACGUCACAAACCCUUUCCAAGAGGGUGUCAAGAUCAUGGAAGACGGCGGAAAUCUGUCUUUGGCGGCACUAGCCUUUGAAGCAGCAGUGCAGAAAGAUCCUACCCACACCGCAGCGUGGACAAAGCUGGGAGAGGCACAAGCACAAAACGAGAAGGAAACACCAGCUAUUCGCGCACUCGAACACGCGCUGAAGCAAGACCCGUCGAAUCUGGAGGCUCUGAUGGGUCUCGCAGUAUCAUACACCAACGAAGGCUACGAAAGCACCGCAUAUCGGACUCUUGAGCGCUGGCUCGCUACGAAAUACCCGUCGCUCAUCCACGAACCCCUCUCCUCCGACGCAGAAAUGGGCUUCACAGACCGCCACCUCCUGCACGAGAAAGUCACGAAUCUCUUCAUUCAGGCCGCACAACUAUCACCAACAGGCGAGCAGAUGGACCCAGACGUUCAAGUCGGCCUAGGUGUGUUGUUUUAUGGCGUGGAGGAGUACGACAAGGCGGUUGAUUGUUUCGGCGCUGCGCUCGCUUCUACAGAAUCCGGCGUCUCGAACUCAUCGUCACAAGUCCAUCUCCUCUGGAACCGACUCGGUGCAACCCUCGCGAAUUCAGGACGCAGCGAAGAAGCUAUAGACGCGUAUUCGCGCGCGCUUGCCUUCCGACCAAACUUUGUGCGCGCCCGUUACAACCUUGGUGUGUCAUGUAUCAACAUCGGCUGCUUUAGCGAAGCGGCACAACACUUACUUGGCGCACUGGCUAUGCACAAGGUUGUUGAGCGAGAAGGUAAGGAGAAGGCCAGGGAGGUUGUGGGUGACGGCGUUUCGGAGAGCCAGCUCGACAACAUGAUCCACCAGAACCAGAGCACAAAUCUUUACGACACACUAAGGAGGGUGUUUGGGCAGAUGGGGAGGAGAGAUCUAUCGGAUAUAGUGGGCCCGGGUAUGGAUGUUGAGAAGUUUCGGGGCGAGUUUGAGUUCUGA
This is a messenger RNA of Dothidotthia symphoricarpi CBS 119687, 1917 nucleotides long. RefSeq names its product TPR-like protein. The transcript is spliced from 2 exons. Lineage: Eukaryota; Fungi; Ascomycota; Dothideomycetes; Pleosporales; Dothidotthiaceae. Gene Ontology annotation, molecular function: protein binding. The record is from RefSeq and is a predicted model, not a curated record. Bases 1 to 1917 code for a protein of 638 amino acids. Gene Ontology annotation, cellular component: cytosol; peroxisomal membrane. Gene Ontology annotation, biological process: protein import into peroxisome matrix, docking.